GAAAAAACAGUUUUGUGCUAGGAAGAUCGUGGUGCUGCCGUUUGAAAUUGGGUGAAAAACAAAAGAUACAGUCAUGGAUCGUAAUAUGAAAUCAAGAAACAACCUUUCGAACACCACCAAAAACGAAUGUGUCCAAGUGGUAGUGCGCUGCCGGCCGCUUAACAAUAAGGAAUUAACCGGAAAUUUCCAAAAGGUGGUCGAUGUUUUUCCCAGUCGAGGCGUGAUCGAAAUCCUAAACUGCAAUGAAGCUUCGAGGGAAAACAAAAAAAUGUUUACGUACGAUGCGGUGUAUGAUUGUCUCUCCACACAACAAACGAUCUACGAUGAGGUGGUACGCCCAUUGGUAUCGUCCGUUAUGGAAGGGUUUAAUGGUUGCGUCUUCGCGUACGGUCAAACUGGAACGGGUAAAACGCACACGAUGGAAGGCAUCAAGAAUGACGCGGAGCAGAAGGGCAUCAUUCCGCGGGCAUUCGAGCAGAUCUGGGCACACAUAAACCGAGCGCAAAACAUGAACUUCCUGGUGGCGGUUUCGUAUUUAGAAAUUUACAUGGAGGAACUGCGCGAUCUGUUGAAACCGAAUUCGACCUGUUCGCUGGAACUGCGCGAACGAGACGGUGGCAUUGUGGUACCAAAUUUGCAUUCCGUACUGUGCAAAAGCGUCGAGGACAUGCUGAACGUGAUGCACCAGGGCAACAAGAAUCGUACGGUUGGUUUCACGAACAUGAAUGAGCACAGUUCGCGUUCGCAUGCGAUAUUUCUAAUCAAGAUUGAAAUGUGUGAAGUUGGAUCCACCCUGGUUAAGGUCGGCAAGCUAAAUCUGAUCGAUCUGGCCGGUAGCGAAAGGCAGUCGAAAACGGGUGCCACUGCCGAGCGGCUUAAAGAGGCGAGCAAAAUCAACCGGGCGCUUUCGUCGCUGGGAAACGUAAUUUCGGCCUUGGCAGAAAAAUCUCCCCACGUUCCUUACCGUGACUCGAAAUUGACACGCUUGUUGCAGGAUUCGCUUGGUGGCAAUUCGAAGACUAUCAUGAUUGCAAACAUUGGUCCCUCCGAGUUCAAUUACAAUGAAACGCUUACCACCCUACGGUACGCACAUCGGGCAAAGACGAUCGAAAAUAAACCGGUGAAGAACGAGGAUCCGCAGGAUACGAAGCUGCGCGAAUAUCAAAAUGAGAUAGCGGAGCUGCGCAAACUCAUUAGCGAACGGCAGAAGCGGGAGCGUACAGUACAUCGGGAAAAGAAGGCCAAAAAGAAGGCCUCUCGUGUAAAGCGUGAACCGAGCCUUACGCAAUCGGAUGAAAAGUCCGAUUCCGAGGUGGAAGAGGAAGAAGACUGCGAGAAGGAAAAUGAACAGGACUUCAAUGAGCUGGACACAAAAGCCAAAGAAGAGCUGGUGAAGGAACGGGAAGCAACGGUCGCAUUGGCCGCAAAGCUCCAGGAGCUCGAAGGACAGCUAGUCAAAGGUGGCAAGAACAUUCUCGACACGUACACCGAGCGCCAGUUUGAGCUUGAGAAAAAGCUAUCAGAAAUAGCCGAACGAAAGAAGCGUGAAAUCGAAAUGCAACAGCAGCUGGAGCUGCAAGAAGAAUCAACGAUGGAAAUUCGCGAAACAUUCACCUCACUGCAGCAGGAGGUGGAACUGAAGACCCGCAAGCUGAAGAAGUGUUACGCCAAGUGUAUGGCUCUGAAGCAAGAGCUGCAGGAUACGCGUGAUGAGCAUAAUCGUGACCGGCGCGAAUUGGAAAUGACACAAAAUGAACUGAUAAAGGAACUGAAGCGACUGUUGCUAAUAAUUGACAAUUUUGUACCGGCUGAGGUGAAAUCGCGACUGUAUACACAGGCCAAGUAUGACGAUGAAGCGGAAGAAUGGUUCCUUAAUGGUAGUAUGAUGCUGAGCAACCACCAAAUGUUGACCCGUCCGGUCGCCGAUCCAAACCGUCGGCGGCCGAUGAGUGAAUAUGCGCUGCAAAUGAUUAAAACGAAGUCCAGCGAAGCCAUCCGCUAUAAGGGUGAAAACAUACUCGAUUACGAGCUGGAUAUGCCGCUCAGAACGACGUACGAAUACUCGAACCCGAAAGUGUCGGCCUCGUUACAAGCAGUCUUGGCGGAGGCCAUGCAAACUGAGGACGAUAUCGAUAUCACCGAUCAGUCGAACUACGCCAGCAUGAUGAAAAUGCGCCUAGAUCAGAUCACCAAGCGCAACGUGCAGGAACACGCAGCAUCAAGCGCUUCGACAAGCAGUGCCAUGGCAGGUGGAGCUGCAAGUGUCGGUGUUAGCGGUGGUGUGUCAGGUGCAACUGUUUCGAGUAACAGUGCAACGGGUAGUGGUUUAAUGGGCAGUGUUGGAACCAGCACCAGUCGAGCACGAUCUUCGGUGUACAGCCGGGGAAAAUCGGCCGCCCCUGCAUUCGGUGCACAUUCGGCAGCACCGGUAAAGAAAGUGUCCACUUCGGCACUUAUGUCGAGCAGCCACGGAGGCACUGGACCGGGUUCAGGCAAUAUGUUCCCGAAAGCGCGUGGUCUCAUACCCAAGUAGAGCCUGCGCCACGGUGAAACUGAAGUACUCAUCUAAAUGUCAUCAUCGUUAUCGUACCAUCACCAUCAUCAUCACAACAACAGAACGAAUCAUCGUUUAAUCGCCCAUUCAAGACUAUGAUUGAUGAUCUCGCUUCGCUGUGCUUAGUGCUUAAAGUGGCAUUGCUGUGUUGGAAUGUACUCACAUUUGGAGUAUUGGCGCACAUGUUUCCACCUUUACAUUGUUUUAGUUUGCACGAAUCGAUGAAUGGAGGACGAUUGUAUGAAAAGUUUCACUCACGCGCGCGCUUUUAUCAUAAACACAUAAUUGGCAAUACGAAGGAAAGCAGAGCGGUUAGAAAAUACUCGAAAGUGGAAGGGAAUGGACGGGAUGAAUAUUUAUAGAAACACGGACAAUGUCCCUAGAGGACAUGUAGCAAAAGGCAACCGAACAAUGAAACACAAAGAGAAACAUGCAAAUGGACAAAAGGGAUAGGGAAGGACAUGAGGUAGAACCUUUAUGAGACACUUAAAUUAAUCAAAAUGAAAAAAGGACAUCGUAAGCGUUUGGAAACAUAAAAUUAUAGAACACGUCAACGAGAUGCUCGGAAGGUAUUAACAAUAGCUGUGCCUAGGAAUAUAUUUUUGUUACGUUCUUCUCCUUUAACACCGCAAUUUUGCUGCUUAUAUUUUGAUCUGGUAUAUAAGACCUUUGAAAAAAAAUAUUUAUGUUCGCUACUUAAAUUUUGUUAUAAUUCGCGUACGUUGGAGUUGAUUUCAUUCCACAUCAUGUUAAAGGACAAACACUUUCCUGAUUAUGCUAAUCAUCACUUAGCGCGCUUUUUAUGUUAAAUUUACUGCAAUGUUAUUAUUAUGUUAUGUAUAGUUUUGUUUUGUGUGCUAUGAGUUUAACUAUGUUAUUGCAUUUCAUACUAAACUAAUGUUUUUUUGAUUGUAAAUAUGUUUUUGAAAAUGAAGCCUCUGGUGGAAAGGGUGAUAAUUUUCAAGAGAAAAUAAUAUCCAGCUUUUUUAGUUUUCGCUUCUUUGUCCAACCGAGAGGUUCUUGAUUAUUGUUGAGUUUUUAUUCGUAUUUGGUUGAGUUUAUCAUACUAUUUAUUGAGUUGAGUCCAGUAUAUUCCGACCGAAUGGUAGUACCUUCAAAUCCAUUUAGAUCAGAGAGAGAGAGAGAGAGAGA
Anopheles moucheti is the source of this 3706-nucleotide messenger RNA. It is a transcript of the gene Klp68D, whose product is annotated as kinesin-like protein Klp68D. The record is from RefSeq and is a predicted model, not a curated record. Gene Ontology annotation, biological process: microtubule-based movement. Gene Ontology annotation, molecular function: microtubule motor activity; microtubule binding; ATP binding. Bases 74 to 2533 code for a protein of 819 amino acids. Lineage: Eukaryota; Metazoa; Arthropoda; Insecta; Diptera; Culicidae. The transcript has 4 exons.